AUAAUGUAGGGGAACAUGGCUCUUGUUGACAUACCUAGGCACUUCCAGGCGGCGUGUCACACAACGGCGCUCUAUCGACGUGACUUUGCCGCGUCCGCUCCAAGCAAGACCGCCUCGGCCUCGCGUCCUCGCCCCCCACUGCCACACUGCCCGCCUCUCUAUUUAGCGAGUAUAAAGCUCUGCGUCGGCCGCCGGCCGGCCAGUCGCCAUUUACUAGCAACUUUGCUCAACCGCACGAGUCGACUGCCAACAGCCAUGCUCCGCCUGUCCGUCGUCGUCCUGGUGUGCCUGGCCGCGCUGCUGGCGGUGUUCGUCGCCGUGGAGGCCAUGCCGCAGGGCCAGGCCAGCCCCCCGUCCGUCGGCGCCGACCCUUGCACCUGGGGGCCGUCCUACUGGUGCGCCAACCACCAGAACGCCCAGAAGUGCCAGACCACGUCCUGGUGCCUGGAGAAGAAGAUGCUGCAGUGAGCACCACGCCGACGCCGUCAAGGACCUGCCCGUCAACGAACCAAAAACCACUCUCUGUGUCUUUGUAAUAAAGGCCGCUUUUCUUAA
Molecule: messenger RNA, 555 nt
Organism: Thrips palmi
Lineage: Eukaryota; Metazoa; Arthropoda; Insecta; Thysanoptera; Thripidae
Exons: 3
Coding region: 16-468 (150 amino acids)
Source: RefSeq, a predicted model, not a curated record